AUGGCGGUUUUAUCAAUGGAUUCGUUACCUCUAGGGUUUCGGUUCAGACCGACGGACGAAGAGCUCAUCAACCACUACCUAAAGCUCAAGAUCAACGGUCGUAAUUCCGAGGUCCAAGUGAUCCCCGAAAUCGACGUUUGCAAACGGGAGCCUUGGGAUUUACCCAAGCUGUCGGUGAUAAAGUCAGAUGAUCAAGAAUGGUUCUUCUUCUGCCCCCGGGAUAGGAAAUACCCAAAUGGCCAUAGGUCUAACAGAGCCACUGAUGCUGGCUACUGGAAGGCCACUGGUAAGGACAGGACCAUCAAGUCCCGCCAGUGCAAGUCUGCCUCCAACAGCACUGGCCAAGUUGGGAUGAAGAAGACCCUGGUUUUCUACAGAGGUCGCGCUCCCAGGGGCGAGCGCACCAGCUGGAUCAUGCAUGAGUAUCGUGCCACUCAGAAGGACCUUGAUGGCACUGCUCCUGGGCAGGGUGCCUUUGUUCUGUGUCGCUUGUUCCAUAAGCCAGAAGAGAAGGCUGAUGUACUAAAGUAUGAUGAAGUAGAACAAACUGGCUUAUCUCCUACCACAACUAAGUCUUCUCCUGACGAGACAUCCUCAGAUGUAGUUCAGGAAACAGCUACACCUGAUAUGCAAGGUGAAAAGCAAUCAGAAAGUAUCAUGAGGUGGUGGAAUGAUAAAUCUGAUAACAUGAGCUCUGAUGCUCUGCCUCCGGUACCUGGUGACAGUUUUAUGGCCUCGGAUGUGGAAGAUCCUGGAGCAGAAGAAACAGGCAUCCAGGGGCAUCUCCUAAAGGAAGAAAAUCAAGUGUUCGAUGAACCCUUCAGUGGCCAGAUUGAUUGCAAAGUCUUUUCGCCUUUGCAAUCGCUGAUUAACUCUGAGCUAGAACAUUACGUGGGUUCACCUUUUACCAGUGACUUUGGCAAUUACAACAAUGGAUUCCAUUUUCAGGAUGGCACAUGUGAACAGGAUGUAGCCUUCCCAGAAUUUUUGGAUGAGUUUGGCAUUAACCCUUAUGAGAGUUCCUGUGAGGAGUCAACGAGUCAGAAGAACUUGGUGGUUGGAAACGAGACCUAUCUAUCUGGUCAGUCAUGCAUGCUACAGACCACACCACCAGGAAACUCAUGUCUCGAUGGUGCAUGGGAUAACACAGACACCAACAUUGCCCAGCAUGAUCAGGAAGGGAGAGCUUCUGGCUUGUACAACAAGCAAUUUGAUGCCGAGGAUCUGCUGCAGAAAACCUCAUUGGGUUAUUACCAAGCUUCAGCUCAAGCAUCGCUGGAUAACCAAAAACCUAUAAUGGGAAAUAUGGCUGACAAUUAUUUUCCUCCUUCCGCAUUUGCUGAGCAGUUUCCUGUGAGUUCAGUAAAUGAUACGUUCAAUAGUUUGGAUGGAUCUACCAGUUGGAAGAAUUUUGAUAACCACAGUGGUGAUCAUGGUGGUCGAACUGCAAUCAAGAUUAGGGCCCGCCAUCUUCAACAACUACAAAAUUCGGGUAACUUUGUUGAUCAGGGCUGUGCUCCAAGAACACUCCUUUUAUGUGUGGACAAGCCUUCAUCUGGGUCAAUUGCCAAUGGCAACAUGGGUGAUGCAAACUAUAGGAAGGAAGAAGAUGAAGUCCAAUCAACUAUUACUGAGGCUAGAGAAGAUAUACGGCAGAGUCCUACCUCUGACGAACAGGAGGAUGAGCAUGCAAUAUUCAACAAUGGGGAAGAAUUUUCCAGUAGGAAGGAUUCUGUUAACCAUGGUUAUGAUCAGGUUGGUAGAACUAGAAUCAGGAUUAAGACUCGCCAGCCUCAACAACAAUCAAAUUCAGAAAAUUAUGUAACUCAGGGCACUGCUCCUAGAAGAAUCCGUCUCCAGAUGAAUAUUUCUACUGGGUCAGUUGUCGAUAGUAAUGUGAGAGAUAGGGAUGAUGUGGAAGAAGAUGAAGUACAAUCAACUAAUACUGACGCUAGAGAAGCCAUACAGCAAAGUCAUACCUCUGAUGAACAGGAGAAAGAGCAUGCGAAAAUCAAUAAUAAGGAAGAAUUAACCAGUAGGAAGAACUCUGUCAACUAUGGUUCGGAUAUUGUUGGUAUAACUGGAAUCAGGAUCAAGGCCCGCCAGCCUCAACAACCAUUAAAGUCAGAUGAAUCUGUAACUCAGGGCUCUGCUCCCAGAAGAAUCCGUUUGCAGAUGAAUCCAGUUGCUGAUAGCAAUGUGGGAGAACCAACCCCUGGGAAAGAAGAUGAAGUGCAGUCAACCAUUAAUGAGACCAGAGAAUCCACACAGAAGAUUCCUGAUUCCGAUGAGCAUGAUGCAGAGUGCCAUCUUUCAAAGUUGGAAGUGAACGGGAAAAUGGCUGAAGACUCGCCAGCAGAAAUGGUUGAUAAGAGCAGGGAAACUGCCGAAGAAGCCCCCGGAAAGUUGAAGCUAAGGACGGGUAGGGAUAUUUCAUUACACAGCAACCAUAUGGGGCUGUCAGUGGCUUCGAAGGCGCUGCCAAAACGCCGUGGCCUGAUUUCUACAUUUGUUAUUUCGGUCGGCAUUCCUUUAGCUGUAACCCUGUUCAUAGCUUUUAGUGGGAUUUGGAUAGCCUCAAGAUCUUGA
Prunus armeniaca (apricot) is the source of this 2589-nucleotide messenger RNA. NCBI's taxonomy places the organism in Eukaryota, Viridiplantae, Streptophyta, Magnoliopsida, Rosales, Rosaceae. The record is from the annotation of a GenBank genome assembly.